This is a messenger RNA of Anopheles funestus (African malaria mosquito), 1312 nucleotides long. RefSeq names its product zinc carboxypeptidase A 1-like. The record is from RefSeq and is a predicted model, not a curated record. The coding region runs from base 53 to 1069 and encodes 338 amino acids. The transcript is spliced from 2 exons. Gene Ontology annotation, biological process: proteolysis. Gene Ontology annotation, molecular function: zinc ion binding; metallocarboxypeptidase activity. Lineage: Eukaryota; Metazoa; Arthropoda; Insecta; Diptera; Culicidae.
CCUUAGAGAGACAAAUAAGCUUUUGACCCGCUAAAUAUAUACUAGCUACAGUAUGGUUCUUGGAGAAAACUUCAAACAGCGUUUCAUGCUGUAUUUAUCGCUCUUCACCAUAUUUCCUAUCGAUUGCCUUGUUAAUAAUUCCGUACCACUAUCGAUGAGUGAUGUUUCCGACCCGGGCUAUAUUCUCAACAACUUCCUAAGCUAUGAAGACACCAAAGAGUUCCUGGCACGUACGGCACAGCUUUUCCCGGAUAAAGUAAGCAUGGAAAAACUUGGAGAAACGGCAUUGGGUCGCGACAUCGUCAUGGCCGUCAUAAAUCCUCACCCAGCGAAAACAGUCAUCUUGGUGGCGAACUUACACGCUCGUGAGUGGGCCGCAAUGACAUCCGCUCUGUACAUCAUAUCACAACUGGUGUACAGUAGGGAUCAGUACCCGGAGCUGGCCAAUAUCCGAUGGAUGAUCAUGCCAAUACCGAAUCCGGACGGAUAUGAAUACACCAGGGAAUAUGAUCGCUACUGGAGCAAGAACCGAUCUCCACAGCCCGGUGGAACGUUCGGUGUCGAUCUGAAUUCAAACUUUCCACAAAUGUGGGGUAAGGAUGAUUACCCUAUAAACCCGGACGAUCGCAAUUACAAUGGGCCACGUGCCUUAUCCGAGGAGGAAACUAUUGCGGUUAGUGCACUGUUGGAAGAAAUGGCCUUCGACACUAUCCUGUACGUGGAUAUGCAUACGUUCGGAAAUCAUAUAUUUCACCCUUGGGGUUUUGCAAGUGAACCAGCACCAGACGCAGAGAAUGCUAGAACCGUAGCUUUUGCCGGCGCGGAUGCGAUUAAAGCAAAUUUUGAGGAAUAUUACACCGUAGGAACACCGUCUGCUCUGUACCGUCCGGUGUACGGAACCAGUCUGGACUAUUGCCAUGUUUUGACUAUAAAAGCGUGUGUUUGGCUUGAGAUGACCAACAGUGGGUUCCAAUUUGAGGAAAGUAAGAUAGUACCGUACGCUGAAGAAGCUUGGACCGGAAUCAAAGCAAUGGUCAUGAAGGCGGAUGAAUUGUCUGGUCUGUUCUAAGUUGUUAGACCUACACGUAGUGUUGGGUCAAGAGCGAAAGAGGUACCUCAAUCGCUCCGCUCAUCUUAUUGUGCGCGCUCCCGCACAGCCCAUGCGAAAAAGAGGUAGCUCCGUACGCAGCGCUACACACCACAAGGAACGCUACACACAGGAGCGAUUGUGCGAUGCGCUUUUGGGAAAUUUUGCAAAAAAAAAUUAAAUUGAUUUAUUUUAAUGCGAAUCGGUUGAAAAAAGUUUCUUUUC